AUGGCCGCCAUCAGCUUGAUCGACCGGUCUCAGGCAGAAACCAUUCACCUGCUCGCCAAAAGAGAGAAGAACUGGGCCGCGAGGGAGCCUGGUGUGGUGCUUGUGUUUUGCAUCGUCUUCCUCGUCGCAUGCGGAAUCAUUUCGCUCUUUGCUUAUCGUCGAUGGAUGAAGCGGAAGGCUGAAAAGGAGACCUACGAAACAACCGAGUAG
This is a messenger RNA of Penicillium cinerascens, 210 nucleotides long. RefSeq lists its product as uncharacterized. Bases 1 to 210 code for a protein of 69 amino acids. Gene Ontology annotation, molecular function: enzyme regulator activity. The record is from RefSeq and is a predicted model, not a curated record. NCBI's taxonomy places the organism in Eukaryota, Fungi, Ascomycota, Eurotiomycetes, Eurotiales, Aspergillaceae. Gene Ontology annotation, biological process: regulation of catalytic activity. The transcript has a single exon.